This is a messenger RNA of Staurois parvus, 413 nucleotides long. The record is from the annotation of a GenBank genome assembly. NCBI's taxonomy places the organism in Eukaryota, Metazoa, Chordata, Amphibia, Anura, Ranidae.
UGUGCACCAAUCGGCGGUGUGCUGUGUCCCUGGGACACAGCGGAUCACCGAUCAAUGGAAAGAGCCGAAGACAUCGGCUCUGUCGUGUGAACAGCUGUGUCCAAUCACAGCUGAUCGCAUGGCAAUGAUGAUCAGUGUGCCCUGAUGAUCAGUGUAGCCCCAUCAAUGCCACUUGUCAUUGCUAAUUAAUGCCACCUGCCAGUGCCCAUCAGUGCCACAUCAAUGCCACAUAUCAGUGCCUACCAGUGCACAUCAAUGCCACAUAUCAGUGCCGAUCUGAGCUGCCUUUCAGUGCCACCUAUCAGUGCCAGUCAGUGCCACCUAUCAGUGCCAGUCAGUGCCACCUAUCAAUGCCAGUCAGUGCCACCUAUCAGUGCCAGUCAGUGCCACCUAACAGUGCCAGUCAGUGCUGC